Asparagus officinalis (garden asparagus) is the source of this 2668-nucleotide messenger RNA. RefSeq lists its product as uncharacterized. The transcript is spliced from 14 exons. NCBI's taxonomy places the organism in Eukaryota, Viridiplantae, Streptophyta, Magnoliopsida, Asparagales, Asparagaceae. Gene Ontology annotation, cellular component: nucleus. Gene Ontology annotation, biological process: regulation of telomere maintenance. The record is from RefSeq and is a predicted model, not a curated record. The coding region runs from base 65 to 2443 and encodes 792 amino acids.
CGCCGCCUCCUCGCGUUUCUGCAGGGCGACCGAUUUCUUGGAUCGAGACGGUUUGCGGAAGCGGAUGCGGGUCGAGGACCGAAUACCGGUGCCCCCACCGAUGCCCCAACAGCAGCCGAGGAUGACGUCGUUUGAGGACGAGAGGAGGUUGAGCUUGAUUCGGGAGCACGGGCAGCAGAACACUGCUCCGCUUUCUGAUCACAGGUUUGAUUACGUUUCGCAAGCGAAUUCUUUUGACGGGCAUCGAAAUUUUCAGGACUUUUCAAGGCCGGAGAGCGUUGACAGGGUUUUGCUGCCGGAAAGAAGGGAUUUUUAUGGCGGAGGGGUUGAAAGUUUGAGAAAUAGAGGUGAAGAGAAAUAUGUAGAUCGAGGCUCGGAUGAGCGGUCAUUUGGGGAGUUCAGGCCAUCACUUUCUCGUGAUCGCGAAUUUUAUCUGAAUGAGAGCUCGUCUUAUAGAUUGCCGAAACAAGCUCAAUAUCCUCACUCUGAGAAUGGUUAUAUGAUGCAUUUGUCAAAUGAACCUCAGUAUCCUCUCUCUGGGAGCGAUCAUAUGAUGCCUUUGCCAAAACAAGCUCAGUAUCCUCACCCUGAGAUGCCUUGUGCAAAGCAACCCGAGCAUCCUCAGUCUGAGAGUAAUCAUAUGAUGCCUUUGCCAAAGCAGCCUCAAUAUCCUCGCUCUGAGGGUUAUCAUAUGACAAGAACAGCAAGUGAUGAACAAGGGAGCCACCAUCCUCCGCCAUAUCCUAAUUAUGGUCCGCCAUUAGAAAAUAAAUUUGAGUUGCGAAAUGAACAAAUUACUCAUUUCGCACCCAAGCCUUAUGUUAGCUCUGCUUCUCAUGAGAGUAAUGACUAUAGGAUGGAUUCGACGUUGCCAGGUCGAGUUUAUAAUUCUCUACACUACGCUCCUUUGCCACCUCAUCCUCCAAUCCCUCCACCUCCUGAGCCUUCUCCUCCACGGAAUUUUCAAGAUAAGCCAUUGAUACGGUCACCGCCUCCCUUGCUGAGUCCCAUUCCGUCUACUAAUUCAAAACCUUUGUUUCCUACUCCACCUAUUAGCCGAAACAUUUUGGAAUCUCGCUCAGCGGUGCAAUCCAAAUUCUACGCUGAGACGGUUGGCCACACGACUGGGUUUGUUACUGAGGCAUUAGGAUUUAUACAUCAGAAACCAUCCAAGGAAUACAUGGAGCGAAGAGGACAGACAUUUCCGAAUAGGCGUCCUGUUAAAGAUGAACCUACAGUUAUUGAUGCAUGCCAAUUGUUCAAGCAGCCACACCGAGCUUCUCGUCCUGAUCGUAUUGUAGUCAUCCUUCGGGGACUUCCAGGUAGUGGAAAGAGCUACUUGGCCAAGGCACUACGUGACCUUGAAGUUGAAUCUGGAGGAAGUGCACCACGAAUUCAUGCAAUGGAUGAUUAUUUCAUGAUUGAAGUAGAAAAGGUUGAAGAAAAUGAGGGCUCUAAAUCCUCCGGUUCAUCCCGAGGGAAGAAACAGACUACUAAGAAAGUGAUCGAGUAUUGUUAUGAACCUGAAAUGGAAGAGGUUUAUCGGUCCAGUAUGUUGAAGGCUUUCAAAAAGACUUUAGAUGAAGGGAACUUCACAUUUAUAAUUGUGGAUGACCGCAAUCUGCGGGUAGCUGAUUUUGCUCAGUUUUGGGCAGUUGCAAAGAGAUCGGGGUAUGAAGUGUACUUGCUGGAAGCAACAUACAAGGAUCCAACUGGUUGUGCUGCUAGGAAUGUGCAUGGGUUCACGGUACAUGAUAUACAAAAAAUGGCAGAGAAAUGGGAGGAAGCUCCAUCAUUAUAUUUGCAUCUAAACAUCCAGUCAUUAUUCCGUGGGGAUAAUUUGAAUGAGCAAUCUAUCCAAGAGGUGGACAUGGAUACAGAUGAUGCAGCUGGUGAUGAAGAAGCAGAUAAGCCCCAGCAAAGUGAAGAUAUGAGGAAUAAAGAACCCUCACCAUUGAAUCACACACUUGAUGGUAUAAGAAAAGCUGCAGAGAGAUGGAAUUCUGAUGAAGAAGAAGAGGAGUUGACACAUGUGAAGGAUUUGGGAAGUAGUAAAUGGUCAAAGGAUGUGGAUGAGGAUAUCGAUGAAUCUGAUGGUGCUGGAAGAAAUCUGAAUGCUCUGUCAGGUCUGGUUCAAGCCUAUGGCAAGAGUGAAAAGUCUGUCCAUUGGGGUGAUCAGGUUGAAAAGAGUGGAUUUUCUAUAGGUGCUGUCAAGAAGCAGAGAAGAUCAUCAUUAAUUAUUGGUCCUGGAUCAGGCUAUAAUUUGGGUUCCAACCCUCUACAAGAAGAUGACGUUGCUUUGCAAUCAAGUGGAAAGAGCAAUGUCAACGAGUCAAAGAGGAGGUUUACUGAGCAACUUAGAGCUGAGCGCGAGUCUUUCAAGGCAGUGUUUGAUCGGAGAAAGCAGCGCAUUGGGGGACUGCGGGAUGUAGAAGAUGAAUAGCCUAGUUUUGGACUUUAUCAUUGCUUAUUUACCCCCAGUAUGUUGUCAAUCCCCUUUAAUUUGUGGGAGGAGAGAAAGAGCUCUACCAUGUUUCUUGCUGAUCAUGUAUGAACGGAUAUGUUCUUGUCUAUGAAGAUCCUGUAUUUAUUUUUAUCUGAUCAUGCAUUAAUGACAAUUGUUAUCCUUUUUCCUUGUCUAUCUAUGGAGAAGGAUUGUCUUGAGCGA